Biomphalaria glabrata is the source of this 3564-nucleotide messenger RNA. RefSeq names its product extracellular calcium-sensing receptor-like. The transcript is spliced from 6 exons. Gene Ontology annotation, biological process: G protein-coupled receptor signaling pathway. The coding region runs from base 185 to 2665 and encodes 826 amino acids. Gene Ontology annotation, cellular component: membrane. Gene Ontology annotation, molecular function: adenylate cyclase inhibiting G protein-coupled glutamate receptor activity. The record is from RefSeq and is a predicted model, not a curated record. NCBI's taxonomy places the organism in Eukaryota, Metazoa, Mollusca, Gastropoda, Planorbidae.
CUCUGUUAUUUGUGUCUUUUUCACAGAAGAGUUCUUGCAGACUUCAUUAUUUAAUGAUAAUGAAACGAAGAUAAACAAACUUUCAUGUGAAAGGCACAAAAUUUAAAAUAAAAUUAUAAAAAAAAAGUAUCUAAGCCUGUUGUACACACCCCUGACGUAAGCUCCUUACACUUUAGCAUUGUCAAUGCGACACAUUAGCCUUGUAAUUCUACACGCUUGCGCAAUGGGCAGCGUCGGCAACUUCGUGGUGCCGCCCAUGAAUGACAGGCUCUACAUUGAAGAGGGAGACCUUCUCAUCGGCGGCAUCUUCUCAAUCACAGAUGAGAUCGAUAAACCAGCGUGCGGUCAGAACGUUAGUGAAUUCUUCCGCAUCGACUUAGUGGAGUCUGUAGUCUUUUCCAUCAGGGAUAUAAACAAGCAGUUAUUUCCAGACCUGAAACUUGGGUUUGUUAUAACUGACGCCUGCAAUCAAAGAAUUAUAGCAGCUUUGCAGGCGUUGAGGUUUUCGCGCAACUCUGAGGUGCAGAAUUCCCGAAACGGCUCCAGUAAUCUAAAAAACGAUAAUUUUCAGUCCUUUGAUGUUGUCGGCGUCAUUGGGACCGAAGCCAGUUUGACCACCAUCCCUGCAGCUAUAGUUCUCGGCGCCUCCCAAAUUCCAAUGAUCAGUUUUAGGGCCACCUAUGAUGAAUUGAGCGAUCAGAAGCUCUUUCCUAAUUUCUUCAGAGUUGUGUCCCCUGAUGAAGUCAUGCUGAGCAGCAUGGCUCAUUUUAUCGAAGAUCAGCACUGGUACUAUUUCUCCGUCGUGUACGACAACGACUACCAGUACCAAUCUCUGAUGUCAAAACUCUCGCGCACGACUUACUGCGAGAGCGUUCAGAUCAAAGUAGAGGAGACUUCCAACUUCACGGACGUCCUCACCCAACUGACCACUGGUAAUUACAGCUCCAAGAUCAUCGUCGUCCUGACCAGCGACUUUAUCAGCAAGAUCAUCAGCCAGAAGGUCUACGAGCUGAAGUUGAACAGGAAACUUCUUUGGCUCGGCUCCGACUCGUGGGCGCAGCUCAUUUUCGACGGGCGCGCCCCGGACGGCACGAUAGGGGUGAGCUACACGUCCACAGUCCAACCAUCAGAGGACUACAUGCUUCACUUAUCUGGCCUCUACAACAAAAGUCAAAACCCAUGGAUGGUCUCUGCGAUGCAAAAUUUAAAAAUCACCAACGAGACUUCUUAUAAGAAGAUGAUCAGACAUUCUUAUUACUUGAAUCCGUCUUUGUCAUCAUUGGCACACAAAUCCGUUUACAUGCUCUUGUACCUUUUAAAACAGUUUUUAGGAUCUAAAAAUUGCUACUCGGGCCACGGUGCUGAGAUUGCUAGAUGCUUUAGCAACUACAGCUUCGAAUUCCAAGCGUAUUUAAGAAAACAUUCGAACCGAGAUGGUCAAAAAAGCGAUACCCCUUGGAGAGUCAAGGAUGCCACAGGUCGGUUUUCUUUUUACCAGCUGGUAUCGAAAGAUGGUCGUCACGUGUUGGGCAUCAGCCAUCAUAUCAUUGGCGAAGACAAACUGGUGGAAAGGGAAAACCCAAUCAGCGUCAACUCCUUUGAUUUCCAUCCAGACUACCUCGACCCGACACGCUUCUGCAUGCCGCAAUGCGGAAAUAACGAAAUUCGACAGCACUUUACGCACUGCUGCUGGCGUUGCAGAGCCUGUUCGGAAGACAAGAUCGUCUCCGAGUCUGGCUAUGCCUGCGAAGAAUGUCCACUCCUGCACUGGCCUUCUUAUCUGAACAGUAAAGGUACUUGCCAAGAGAUAGAGCCAGAUUUCAUUACCUUAUCACAACCCGUUUCAUUUCUCCUCCUAAUUGUAGUGGUCAUCAGCUCCUUGUAUGUGGUCGCGGUGCUCGUGUGGUAUGUGGUGAACCAAGGCCACUCGCUGGUCAAGGCGUCCAGCCCUGACCUCAAUUACGUCCAGUUGGUCACCUUUUUGAUGGGCUACAUCUCAGUGGUGUUCUUCAUAGUGGAGCCGACGCACAAGAACUGCACCAUCGGGUUCCUUCUCUUUUCGUCCAGCUUCAACAUCUCUUAUUUAAUCAUGUUGACCAAAGCCAUUAGAGUGUACAGGAUUUUUAUCACGUCCGUGAGAACAAUAAAGAUUCCUUAUAUCAGCAACGAGUUUCAUAUAUCGGUGUGCGUGGGGUUCUUUUUAGGCGAGAUCCUUAGAUUCUCGGUCAUCAACUACCUCUUCCCCAUCACGGCGUCGCUGUUCCAGCCGGUGCCGAGCCUCCAGUACGCAGAGAAGGCCUGCGCCAUCCCUGACGCCCACGUCGUUGUGUUCAUCAUUCUGGACUCCCUCCUUCUCCUCACGUGCAUCUUCCUGGCCUUCAAGACCCAGACGCUGCCCAACAGGUUCAGGGAGAGCCGCUACGUGUCCGUCUGCGUGGUCACCGCCCUGGUGGUCUGGUCGGCCUUCCUGCCCGCCUACUUCACCUCCGUCUACCGCAGGGACCAGACGAUGCUGGUCGUCUUCGCGGUCCUCAUCAACAACAACAUGACCCUGUCGAUGCUCUUCGUGACCAGGCUCGUGACGGUCGAGUACCUCAGGGGGCACGGCUGGCUCUUUAACGUCGCCAGCUUGUUCUGCUUUUGUGAAAGAAGUGUAGAGAAGUAAAGAGAAGUGGCAACCAUCGCAUUUCGUGCCCCCCCCAAAAGACUCCUCCCGCUAGUGACGCCCACUGUAUACAGUAUAGUCUUGUUUCGUAACUUUCUGCUUAUGUGAAACAAAGUUAACUCUUUCUCUCCUAACUGACGAUACCAGCGUUGAUUCCACCAGAAUGUGGUAAAUAAUUACGGAGAGAAAGAGUUAAAACUUAUAAAGCGACGUCACUGGAUAUAUUACAGUCUUGGUUCAUAAUUUUUCUGCGAAUGUGAACCUUAGUUACCUCUCGCACCCACCCUUUGUGACACCACUGGAUAAAUUUAAAAAAAAAAAUGUUUUAGAACUUUUUUUUUCCUUCUGCGAAAAAAAAUUUAACAACUGAAUGGAAAUGGACGGGUUCUAAUUUGAAAGUAAGAGUAAUCAAUUAUAAAAAUCAAAAUGCACAAUCCAAGCAAAGCCAAAAAUAUGACCCUGAUGUGAAAUAUAUCUAAAAAUACUAUAUUUACUAUCGCUGAAAUAGGUUUAGAUUUCGAUAUAUUGAACCUCGUCAAUCAAGCUAUAUAUAAAUUGGGAAUUGGUGAAACUGCCCAUGGGAGCUGGCUCAUAAAACAUUAAUAACAACUUUAUGUCGCCUUUAAUUUCAUAUUAAACAAGUUAAAUAAACAAGUAUCAUGCGCUGAUGUGGUAAAAGGGAGAGUAUCCAGACCAUCGUUAUGAGCGUAUUAUAUUUUUAAUUAGUAUCGCCACUAACAUAAUUGAUUUCAAACCAAAAGUAGAGCAUAUAAUUGUGCUAAACCAAUAUCCUUGACAUCAAUAACCAUAGAUGUCUUGUCAAACAGAAAUCAAUGCAGUGAAACUACGCUUUUCAAGACAAAGCAUAAUCUGUAAUGAUCAAACUGACACCUCAGGAU